GUUAGGGUUAGAUUUGGGUUUAGGGUUAGGGUUAGGUUAGGAUUAGGGUGCUAACAUGCGAUCGGUUUACAUCGGAUUUUAGAGAUGUGUUUACUUACAGGCUACAACCCUAACCACUAACCCUAUGGACGAGUUUCUAUACAAUAUGCAUUAUGUAUUCAGAGCCUCUGAACCUUUAUCAAACCUUAACAAGUUUUUAAAUCAUGUAAAAGAAGAAUAUCCACCGUAAUUCAUUACUUACUUACAAUAUAUUCUCACUUUAUACUAACUGUCUUCUGAUUGGCUAAUAAUUGUCAAGGUCACUUAAGAUUCGUUCAAAGGUCGUCCUUAAAUUAGAGUCUCGCCGAAUUUUGCAUUACACAAAAAUGUGUCUCUAGAUCCCAAAACUCAGUGGGUGUUUUUGUCGUCAAUUGAUAGUAACUCAGAAAUAACAAUAGCAAACGGAUACUGGGGUUUACAAGCACAGAAUGAUCCUAAACGUUCACUUAAAAAUUAUUUCGAAGCUAGAGUAGUACUUUUCUAAUACUCAGGAUUUCCUGGUUUGUUAUAUAUCGCUCUGGUUUUUUUUUAACUAUGCUGUACCUCAGCUAACAUAUUUAUACGACCUUGCACUUACAGAGACUUCUCAGUUAUUUUUAACAGAUGAUUAUCAAACGUAGAUCCAUCUAUAAAUCCCCCUUAGUUGUGUUCAUCGAUAGUUUGCACUAGAGUCUAGACCUUAAUUUUGUGCAGUAAAGGACGUGUUAGAUGUCUACAAAUAAUACAUUCCGUUACCAAAUCAGAGUAUCUUCUCUAAAGUGGAUUGGAAGUAAGUAGACAAAAUCGAGUGGUAUUUUCCACUCGGGGCCCAUUUUCGGACAUCAGUUUGGCUAAGUAUUGACUGGUCAUUAAGAAACGAAAAUACCUGUUGAGAAGUGACAUACAGAGCACGAUUUACAUGGGAUAUCUCGUUCAAUUUGUAUAUUUUUCAACCUAUUUUAGGACAGUUCCAUAAGACACCGAAAACAACCUACACUUUGAUUUUAUUGGUAAGCGUUUAGAACAAAGCUAGUGAACUUGGGUAAUAUAAUCCCGAUUUCAUGUUGAAAUUGUGUAUUCUUAGGCAUUCAUUCAGUUACAUUUUGUUGUUAAUUCUCUCUUAACUUGACUAAGGUGUCAAUUUCGGAAACUUUUUUUGACUUGAUAGAAUUAUAAAGGCACGUAAUGCCAACCUCUGAUAUACAUAAUAAAUAUCGAGAAGUUAAAGAAAACUUUGAAAAUUACUUUAAUACAUUCGUCAGUCUGUUACAUCAUGACCAUCCAAAAAGUCUUCAAUUGGCAGAACAACAUUUCCAAAAUGUAACUUCGUAUAAUUUAUCUAGUGGCAAACGAAUUCGAGGAGUGUUAGUUGUCCUUUCGUAUAUGGUGUUCAGCAAUAAAAAUGAAAACUCUAGGAAAAACUUGUCGUGUGCAUAUCUUAUUGGUUGGUGUGUCGAAUUGUUACACGCAGGAUUCCUUGUUUUGGAUGAUAUAAUUGACAAUUCUACACUUAGACGGGGCCAACCGUGUUGGCAUUGUACUCAGAUAGAUUUAAACCGUGGGUUAAUUGGAGUUAAUGAUGGUUUACAUCUGAUUUUAUCAUCGAAAUACUUGAUCCACUCUUUAUUUGCUGAAAAUCAAAGUAAUGUUGAUUCAUAUUCAUGGAAGGACAAAAAUAACGUAUAUCUCAAAUUAUGCAAAUUGUUUGAUGAAAUUAGUUACAAAACGUGUUCUGGCCAAUGCUUGGAUGUACUAUCAGCAAAUCCUAAUAAUCAAUGUAUUUUGAACGGAAAACAGAAUAAUUUGGAGUUUGAUAGUUUUGCUCGAAACUACUCAUCAGAUGUCUUUGAAGCUAUAACACACUGGAAGACGGGUUUUUAUACUUUUUAUCUACCUGUAGCGUGUGGAAUGAUUUUGGCUGAAGUUGAUGAUACAGAUGAUAUUUUCGAAAAUGUUCAAUACAUCCUCCUUAAAUUGGGUAACUACUUUCAAGCCCAGGAUGACUAUUUAGAUUGUUUUGGUGACAGUAAAAUUACUGGAAAAGUUGGGACUGAUAUAGCAGAAGGCAAAUGUACAUGGCUAAUUGUUGAAGCGUUAAAAUACCUUUCACCUGAACAAUAUAAAAUACUUAAAUGUUAUGUCUAUACACAGCAGCUGCAUAUUUAAUAAAUCUCGAUGAGUCUAAACUUGGGAAACUUGAGGUUAAGUAAAAGAAUACGAUGUCUUUAUUCAUUAUUAACAUUAAUUAGUACUGGAAGUAUUCACGUUUAUUACCAAGUCAUUGAACAUCCAAUGGUUUCUUCAUAACUUUGUUUACGGUCGCCUUGUCAGAACGCGAGAUGUGCCCUCAUAUUAUAUUUGAAUUUGGUUCACUUUGACGCACCAAACUGGUCUUUUUUUGUGAAUUUAUGACAAUUUAUUUCCUAGCUGUGUUUGCGUCUGUCUGUUACCCAUAUUCCUCACACCCGUUUCUAAAAGCAAAUCCCUAUGAUCUAUCGAUAACUACAGUGAUCAUUAUUUUGCGUAUUGGUCCAUGUCAGUACAAAACACUUACGUAUAUCCUAAAAUAGUCAUAAUUUUGUUGACAUCGAUAUAUGCAUAAUGAGAUUGCGACUGCUAUUCCCAAGACAUAUUCUAUGAGUAUGUGAUAUUUGGCCAAUGUCUAGUUUUGUUCCAACUGUUUCUCUUAUUCGUUCCUACUUUUAUGGAUAGCAUUUUAUUAGUUUCUUUUUUAAAUUUACUUCUGAACUAGCUGAUGCUUUAUCAAAAUCAUAUGAAAUUAUACUGCUUACCUACACUUAGUCCAUCCAAAAUUGUUGUGUACCGCUUGCAAGUUUUAAUUAAAAUUUUACGGUAACUAUCUUAGUUAGUCAAGUAACUUUAUUUACGCCAUUUUCAAAAUUUUGGUCUUUCCUGUGAUUCAUGUGUCAGGUUGUAUUUUGUAGCUUUUUACGUUCUUAAACACUUCCAUUUCUUAGUUAUUCCCGCACAGGUCACACGGAAUCUUCGUUUUGUCAUACCCUAGUUCGAAUACUUUUAAUGUGUAGAUAAAACUACAAUCUUCAAACAUUCAAAUGAAGUCCUUUAGUAAAUUUAAGGAACUAUAGUCGAAAAUCUUUUUAUGCUAUGUGGUCUAUUAUUGAAUAUUGUAAAUUUACCAUAUUUUAUUCCAUUCCUAUGUUCUUCGUCAAUAUUCACGAACCAAUAUACUUCUAAUUUAACCAAUCACCUUAUGUUAUUGAAUACCUGGAUUGUAUGUUUUCAGUCUUUCAUGAUGUUAAUGCCUGUACAUGAACAAAAAACAACUAUCCAUCACUAAUUUCUGAAUGAAAAUGAUAAGAAUCUAGUCAUCACUCCGUUCAUCUUGGUAUUCGUAUACUUUUAUACUGGUACGAAUAUUGGAAAAGUUGUAAAUGUUGGAACCAGUUUUCCAAUCAUUACUUAUAUUUUUAUUGUUGCAUUUGUAUAUUCCCCUUAUUGUGAUCUCCCAGUAGACCUAGUAACCAUUGUUUUGAAUCCUCCCGUUUCUCAAUUAUUAUCAAUUAAUUAUGCAUUAUUAACCUUGCUCUCUGCCAUUUACGGCAUGAUUGUGCUUAAAAUAUAAUCUCUUAUUUUUUGUGCUGUAUGGUCAGGCAUUUCAAGUAUAUUAUUGAGUGAGUUUUGAGUGAUAAUUGAAUUGAGCACAAUAGAUAAUAAAUCUACUUUCUAUACGCGUCUCCUAAUUGGCUACUGGGUUAGAUGGAGCUCGACGGUCAAUAAGCAUUGAGGUCUUGGGUGUUGUUCAUUAGUCAGUGUGUCUUGGUAAUUAUUAAGUCACCUGUCCUAUUGGGAAUAUGGGUGAACUAAUCUGUAAUCGGAAUUUUGAUUGGGCAGUAUAACACAUAUUAUCGAUUCAUAAUAUAUGCCACCAGUUAUUCAGUUGUCAAGAUUUAGUCAAAUGCUUGGGUUUUGACGUAUACAAGUAGUAUUGUCAAAUCAUAGAUGAAAUGUUGGUGUUGUGUUGUGUGAUGCGGCAAAUAAGCAACGUUUAUUAUUGCUUAGACCAUUAUUUUUAUUUUAUUUUAUUAAAUUUACAUGGCAGAACUGAAUUUAUUUUGUUUUACUGACUGUCAAAAUUGUGUAUUUAAUCAUCUUAUAUACAUGUUUCUAACUGUAGACAAAUUAUGGUAAACCCGAUCUUAAGUCGCAACAGACUGUUCGCAAUCUCUAUGGUGCGAUCAAAUUACCAGAGAAGUAUUACUUGUACGAAGAACAAACUAAAUCAGAGAUUAUGAAUAACAUUCAGAAGUUUAUGUACCGUGAUCACUUUUCUUUUGAUCCUAGGGAUUUGUUUACUUUUCUUGUCGAAUUACUUUUUCAACGUGUUUGUUAAAGUGCCAUGAAAAUAUUUCAUAUUUUUCCCAUACUGUUUCGUCAAUUUUCUUUAAUUACGUCUUUUCUAUCUCAGUUCUCUUCCUCCAUUUCUUCUUAGUUCUACAAUUCAGUCUUUACUUUUAUCGUUAUGACAAUUUUAUUUAAAGAAUUCCCCUUCUUACAUAAUUAUGGUGCAUUUAAGUCUUCGUCAACAUAAUUUUGUCUAAAAUAUUUGUUUGUUUUCUUAAAAUACUGACUUUAACAGCUUAGUAUUAUAUAUAAUUAUAUUUCCGAAUUUAUUUAUGUAUUUGAACACGUAAAUAUUGCUACAAAAGGAUACCGAAUACAUAUGCGCC
This is a messenger RNA of Schistosoma curassoni, 4727 nucleotides long. The record is from the annotation of a GenBank genome assembly. NCBI's taxonomy places the organism in Eukaryota, Metazoa, Platyhelminthes, Trematoda, Strigeidida, Schistosomatidae.